Aureococcus anophagefferens is the source of this 2658-nucleotide messenger RNA. RefSeq lists its product as hypothetical. Gene Ontology annotation, biological process: phosphatidylinositol metabolic process. The transcript is spliced from 6 exons. The record is from RefSeq and is a predicted model, not a curated record. Gene Ontology annotation, molecular function: phosphatidylinositol kinase activity. Lineage: Eukaryota; Pelagophyceae; Pelagomonadales; Pelagomonadaceae. Bases 1 to 2658 code for a protein of 885 amino acids.
AUGCUGCCCCCGCGGGGGGUCACGCCGCACCCCGGGGCCGUCGAGGAGUCGAAGAGCCCCGGCGACGGCGACGGCGGGCCCGUCGUCCCGCCGGAGUCGACGCGGAGCUUCGUCGUGCGGCGCCGGCGCAACGCGGCCCAGACGCGCCUCAAGCUCUUCAUCGCCGCCGUCGUGCUGCUCUGCGUCGGCGGCGCGCUGCCGUUCCUCCUCAAGGAGACAGCCUUCCGGGGCGUGUCCGUCGUCGCCGUGAGCGAGCUGAGCGCCUGCGCCGUGAGCCUGCUCUGCUGCGGCGUCGUGCUCCGCACCUACGCGGACGGCCCCGGCGCGUACCGGCGCCACCCGAACCGCCUCAUCGUGCUCAAGACGGCCUGCGACGGCGGCCUGAACGUCGUCGUGCUCUGCGUCGUCGUCUGGCUCGCGGCCGUGCGCUGCAACGGCGCGAGGCUCGAGCGCCACGAGACGCGGAAGCAGGAGUGCUUCGCGAAGGGCUACCUCAGCGCGUGGAUCCCCUUCUUCACGCAGCUCUUCUCCACGUCGUCCGAGGCCUGGUUCUUCGUGCUGUUGCUGGACCUGCGGCGGUCCGACCUCGACGACCCCUUCCCGGCGGACGCGCGGAGCCGGAGCCGGAGCUCGAACGUGGAGACGGACGACGGCGACGACGCGGGCCCCCGGCCGUCGCGGUCGUCGAAGGCGCGGCGGCGCCGCGCGCGGCGGCUCUACGACGAGGACGUGGACUACUCGCUCAAGCCGCAGACCAACGACGCCCUGCGCCGGGAACUGCUCUACUACGUCACGUCGGGCAUCCGCCAGGCCGCGCGCGCGUCCGCGAACUCGUGCGCGGGCGGAGGCCGGCGGCCGUCGACGCCGCGGCCGAGCGACGCGUCGCUGUCGGCGCCCGACGGCGACCGGCCCAUCAACCUGAAGCGCCGCGACGUCGGCGCGCCCAUCGCGCUGUCCCUGGCCAAGCUGCUCCAGCUCUUCUUCUGGGACGACGCGCUCGACGGCGUCGCGGGCGCGGCGACGCGGCGGCGGCCGCGCGGCGCGUCGGGCGCGGGCGACGCCGCGCCCAAGGGCCCGGCCGAGCGGCCGCGGACCAUCGACGAGGACGCGUCGUCCGAGGCGUCGACGGUGCUCGGCGCCGUGGAGACGAAGAAGACGCGCAUCGACGACGACGCCGCGGCGCCGCGCGGCGCGCCGCCGAGCGACGGCGGCUGGAGCGACCGCGACUCGAGCCAGCGCCACUCGUCCUGGUCCACGCAGCACGCCGACGCCGCCGACUUCCGCGCGUCCCUGCUCCGGAGCGACGCGGGCGCCGCGGACGACGACGGCGACGGCGGCGACCGGGGCGGGAAAAGAGCGCGACAUUCCCAACUUCAAAGGCUCCUCUCUCGGCCGUUGUCCACUCGCGACGACGACGCGUCGCGGGCGGGCUCCGUCGCGCCGCGCGCGGGGUCCGGGUCCGUGCUCGGCGCCCUCGCGCGGCGCUUCCUCGCGCGCGACGAGCCGGGCCGCGCCGUGUCCGCGGCGGGCCGCUCCGGCCGCGACCGCCGCGCGGACAGCGAGAGCCUCGCGGCGCGGUCCACGGCCGCGCCGUCGCUCGCGCCCGUCGUCGAGGAGGGCUACGACGCCGGCGGCGACGGCGCGGCCAUCGUCUUCGUGGACUACAAGCCGCGGACCUUCGCGCGCGUCCGCGACCGCUUCGGCGUGCGCCUCGAGGAGUACGCGAACUCGUUCCGGUCGACGCAGAAGGAGCGCUUCACCGAGGGCGGCUCGUCCGACGCCUUCUUCUUCUACAGCGGCGACGAGCGCUUCAUGGUCAAGUCCUGCACGCGCCACGAGUUCGACAGCCUCGUCGACAUGGCCGACGGCUACGCGGCCUACAUGUGCGAGCCGGCGAACGGGGCCACGUUCGUCGUGCGGCUCCUGGGCGCGCACUGCCUGCGGCUCUACGAGAUGGCCUUCUACUUCCUGGUCAUGGAGAACGUGCUCUGGAUGGAGGACGCGCGCGGCGCGCGCGUCGACGCCGUCUGCGACGGCGCGGGAAAAGAGCGCGACGUGCCCAGCUUCGACGGCGCCCCCCCCGCGACGAUGCUCGUCGUGAGAACUCUCGCCCGCCGCUUCUCCGCGGCGGCGGCCACCCCGCCCGCGGACCUGAGCCGCUACGGCGCGGUCCUCGGCGGCGCGCGCAUGGACGAGGCCUGCGCCCGCGCCUUCGACACGUGGCACGGCUGCGUCGCCGGCGCUCAACAAGACGCAGGCGCGCCGCUCGAGCGGCUCCGGGACGUCGUCGCGGACGACUGCGUCUUCAAGCCGCCGACCUACUACACGCCCUGGGCCGGCGGCGACGAGACGACGGUGCUCCUCGCCUGCGCGGCUGAGGUCUUCGGGCCGAGCUUCGCCUACGGCCGCCAAUGGGUCUCGGAGGACGGCCGCGAGCGGGCCCCAGCGUGGGCCCUCGAGUUCUCCGCGGACGUCGCGGACACGGGGAAGCGCAUCGACGGCGUCGACCUCGUGUCCCUCGACGGCCACGGCAAGAUCAAGGAGUUCGCCGUGCUCGCGCGGCCGCCGAACGGCGUCGCCGCCCUGAAGGACGAGAUGAUGCGGCGCGUGCCGCCGCGCAUGCUCGCGUUCAAGGCGCGGAGGGCCCUCGGGUUCUAA